AGACAGGGAAGCUGAGGUGUGUGGGCCAGGCAGGAGCGGUGGCUGGGCGGGCAGAGGGUCAGAGAGCCUGGGGCAAGUUGGGGAGCAGGAGGACAGGGCAGGAGGGGCCAGAAGCCCACCGGGACGGGCGGUGGCUCGCGGCAGCCCGGCCGGGCGUUUCUCCUCUGCUCCGGGGCUGGCCGGCCCCCACAUGGCCUCCAAGCUGCCCGCCGGGAAGGGCCGGGGGGAGAAGCGGAAGCGGGUGGUGCUGACCCUGAAGGAGAAGAUUGACAUCUGUGCGCGCCUGGAGAAGGGCGAGAGCCGCAAGGCGCUGAUGCAGGAGUACAACGUGGGCAUGUCCACCCUCUAUGACAUCAAGGCCCACAAGGCCCAGCUGCUGCGCUUCUUCGCCAACUCCGACUCCAACCAGGCACUGGAGCACCGGCGCACGCUGCACACGCCGAAGCUGGAGCACCUGGACCGUGUGCUGUAUGAGUGGUUCCUGGUGAAGCGUGCCGAGGGCGUGCCCGUCUCGGGCCCCAUGCUCAUCGAGAAGGCCAAGGACUUCUACGAGCAGAUGCAGCUCACCGAGCCCUGCGUCUUCUCCGGCGGCUGGCUCUGGCGCUUCAAGGCCCGGCACGGCAUCAAGAAGCUGGACGCGUCCGGCGAGAAGCAGGUGGCCGACCGCCAGGCCGCCGAGCAGUUCUGCGGGUUCUUCCGAAGCCUGGUGGCCGAGCACGGGCUCUCCCCCGAGCAGCUGUACAAUGCAGACGAGACGGGGCUUUUCUGGCACUGCCUGCCCCACCCCAUGCCAGAGGGGGGCCCCGGACCCGGCCUCAAGCAGAGCAAGGACAGACUGACCGUCCUCAUGUGUGCCAACGCCGCGGGCUCCCACAAGGUCAAGCCCCUGGUGGUUGGCAAGUGCAGCGGCCCCCGGGCGCUCAAGGGCAUCCAGCAUCUGCCCAUCGCCUACCAGGCGCAGGGCCAUGCCUGGGUGGACAAGGAGAUCCUCUCCGACUGGUUCCACCACAUCUUCGUGCCCUCCGUGAGGGAGCACUUCCGGACGGUGGGCUUGCCCGAGGAUGGCAAAGCCAUCCUGCUGCUGGACAGCGCGCGGGCACACCCGCCCGGGGCCACGCUGGCCUCCGACAACAUCUUCAGCAUUUUCCUGCCCGCCGGCGUGUCCUCGCUGAUCCAGCCCAUGGACCAGGGCGUCCGGCGGGCCUUCAUGAGGAGCUUCAUCAACCCCCCUGUCACCCUGCGGGACUUCCACACCUGCCACAGCAUCCACGACGCUGUCUUCAAUGUGGCCUGUGCCUGGGGCGCCGUCCCGAGCGCGGUGCUGCGGCGUGCGUGGAGGAAGCUGUGGCCUGCCGCCGUGUUUGCCACCGGCUCCUCGGAGAAGGAGGGAGCCGAGCGCUCGCAGACCCAGCUGCAGAGCAAGACUCUGGCCCACAUUAUCGAGCUUGUGAAGGACAGCCCGGCCCGCACGAGCAGCAGGCUCCAGAAGAGUGAGGGCGGAGAACGGGCGGAAGCUGGGAAGGAGGUUGAGCACAGCGUUGCCGCUGCAGAGCCGGCCCAGGUGGUCUGUGAUUCGGGAAAGGCCAAGGGAGCUGGCGCAGAAGGCGGGAGCAGGGGCAUCUGGGAGAAGGCUGCCGCCUCCUUCAACGUCAUCCUUGACUUUGCAGAGAGACAGCCCUGCUUCACCCCCCAGGAGCUGGGCCAGCUGCACGUGCUCCAUGCAGCCUUUGCGAGGCGGAGGCAGGCGAGGGGGAAGCACAGCGCUCUCGGGGCUGCAGUCAAGACGGAAGUGCCCCAGGAAUGCUCUGGGGUGUGCACGGCCUCCGCGUGCACCCCUCUGCCGUCCACGUCUGUGGCAGCGCACAGCGACAGCUGA
This is a messenger RNA of Trichechus manatus latirostris (Florida manatee), 1876 nucleotides long. RefSeq names its product Jrk helix-turn-helix protein (gene JRK). The record is from RefSeq and is a predicted model, not a curated record. Lineage: Eukaryota; Metazoa; Chordata; Mammalia; Sirenia; Trichechidae. Gene Ontology annotation, cellular component: nucleus. Gene Ontology annotation, molecular function: DNA binding. The coding region runs from base 191 to 1876 and encodes 561 amino acids. The transcript has a single exon.